Messenger RNA from Engraulis encrasicolus (European anchovy), 2128 nucleotides. Its product is annotated as myelin-associated glycoprotein-like. The record is from RefSeq and is a predicted model, not a curated record. Lineage: Eukaryota; Metazoa; Chordata; Actinopteri; Clupeiformes; Engraulidae. The transcript is spliced from 12 exons. Bases 132 to 1325 code for a protein of 397 amino acids.
GGGGAGAGCAACAGAUGUGUCACAGGGUCUCUCUGAGACGGUGGCCCUAUAGUACACGUGAACCUCCCUCCACAGUCAAACCAGUGAGUGGAGAUCGGAUCGGCCGGAGACCUUCCCCUGAGAGGAGCUGAAUGAUGAUGGGGAUGACAAUGACAAUGGACACCUCGAGACUCCUCAGGCUCCUGAGCAUCUACUUCUGUGCCAUGUGCUUGUUUAGCACACCAGAGGGCUUCGUCAUUGAGAUGCCGUCCUCUGUGAGGGCUGUAGAGGGCAGCUGUGUAGUGAUUCCCUGCCACACGAGCAGCCACACCAGGGUGAUUUGGUACAAGCACCAGCGAUCAGGGUGGCCGGUGGUUUAUGAUGGGUGGAAUCUCCGCAAUGCUGUAGAUGGAUUUGAAGGACGCGUCUCCAUGCCGGGGAGGUCCUCAGAUGGCAACUGUUCUCUCAGGAUCGACAAUGUCAGGAUGUCUGAUGGCAUCAAAAUGUUUCCCUACAUCAACCCUGAGUCUGAUAAAUACUACAGCCCAGUUGUUGAUAUAAAACCUCAAGCGAGAACCCAACCCCAGAUAUCCAUCUCCAAGUCCCCAGUGAGGGACGGUGAAGAGUUCAGCCUGAGCUGCAGCAUCCUCCACUCCUGCCCCCCCUCUCCCCCCUCCAUCCGCUGGAGCGGCCUGACUGCCAUGUCCCCCGAGGUGCACACUGGGAAACAAGAUGGGGACCUGUGGGAGACCGUGUCUACCGUCAGGCUGACCGCCGCACAUGACCACGACCGUAGAGACGUCAUCUGUCGUAGCACGUUCGGCGAUGGAAUAACUACAGAGAGCAAGACUCUGACUUUGGAUGUCUACUAUGCCCCGGUGGAUGUGAGACUGAGUGCUGUGAAACAGACCGUUGCAGAGCGCGACAACACCACGCUGACGUGCCUGAGCAAGAGCAACCCAAAGGCCCACGUCUACCAGUGGUUCAUCAGCAACAACGGCAGCCACACUCUCCGGGUUGAUUCAACCCAGGACCGUAUCCCCAUGAAGGAUGUGCACAGGGACUUCUCUGCUUUUUGCACUGCUCAGAACACGUUUGGGAAAGGGCAGUCCGUUAAAACUUCGCUUAACGUUACUUAUGUGUCCAUAGUGUUGCCAGAGUCCUACUGCUCAGAGGCGGGAGGGAUGAUGAGAUGUGUGUGCCAGGUGGAUGCCAACCCCACUGCCACGGUCACAUGGAAGCUAAACGGCACCAUUGAGCUGCCAGGGUUCGUCAUUCCGCUUCUGACCACCAGGGGCAGUGUGAGGUCAUCUGAGUUCACCUUACAGGGAGAGCUGGCCUCAUAGGCCAGUACUGUGUGCGGCAAUCAAUAGAUAUGCCGCAGAGACACAGGAAAUGCCUCUAAAGGCUGCACAGGUAGGCCUAUCCCUGCCAGAUCUCUUUCCGUGGGUUAUCUUGGGAUGCACUUUGCCUAUUGUGGGAUUAUGUGGAUUGAUUGUGUGCUGUUGCUGCUGCCGUUCAAGAAAGAGAAACAGGAAUACUCAUUCUGCACUGUCAGUGGGAAACAUUCCACCAAGGAAUGGCUCCGAAAGCUCCAUAAACAUCAACAUGCAGAGACCAAAGACAGCAGAGAGAGCCCGCCGGCCCCGAGCCCCAAUGCCGCCCCCCGCAGAGCUAAAGUUGCAUGACAUGAGCCAGAGGGACGGCCGAGGGCAGGACCAUUAUGAUGUCUACGACAAUGACCCUUGCUUUCAGGGGCACAGGUUUCCACAGGAGCUGGAGGAGCAGGAGGAGGAUAUAUACCUGAACAACGAUGCAGACCAACAUGACGAUGCUGACAACAUUUACUUGAAUCACUGAACUUAGAGUAAUUGCACACAGACAGACAGACAGACAGACAGACAGACAGACAGACACACACUCUCUCUCUCUCUCUCUCUCUCUCUCUCUCUCUCUCUCUCUCUCUCUCUCUCUCUCUCUCUCUCUCUCUCUCUCUCUCUCUCUCCGCAGCUAAUACAGUUCCGUUAUACUCCUCUAAUGUAUUUCUUUUAUUUGUAAAUAUGUGUUUGCAUGUAAAUUAGGCUAAAUAAUAUUAAUGCUUGUAUGCAUCCCAUGGUAAUGCUGUGUAAAUAAACAAAGUAUGACUUUA